Messenger RNA from Lineus longissimus, 3788 nucleotides. Its product is annotated as growth arrest and DNA damage-inducible protein GADD45 gamma-like. The record is from RefSeq and is a predicted model, not a curated record. Gene Ontology annotation, biological process: regulation of cell cycle. The coding region runs from base 82 to 582 and encodes 166 amino acids. Lineage: Eukaryota; Metazoa; Nemertea; Pilidiophora; Heteronemertea; Lineidae. Gene Ontology annotation, cellular component: cytoplasm; nucleus. The transcript has 4 exons.
CCAUCUCUCAGCGUGCACGUCUCACAAAAAUCGCUUGGAUUAUUCUCAUUUUUACCCUUAUUCUGGAACAAUAUCAUCAAAAUGACACUCGGAGAAGUUAGCGACCAUCAAAGUGAAUACAUAGGAAACAUGAAUAAGUUAUCGCUGGCGCUGAAGGACUCGCUUCAGAUUGCCCAGGAGCAGGGACGCGUGACCUGCGGCAUCUAUGCGACCGCCAACAUGUUAGAGGCGUGUCCCGACCAUGUGAUGUUCUGUGUGCUGCCCGUUACAAGCUGUGGAGUGGUAGAGAAGGACCUGCAGUGUACGCUCAUUGAAGCAUUCUGUUCAGAGAAUGAUGUCAGGUUGAUAAAGGUUGACAGCUCAGAGCGCUUGGCAAAACUGCUCGGAGAAAAGAAGAAACCGGUCAACGAUAAUGACUUUGCUGCCGGAAGACGGGGAUCCACAAGCACAUUGGACUUCAACUGCGUCUUAGUACAGUACCCAGAAGAUGGUGAUGUCAGCGACAUGGAGAAAAUGAUCCUGUACUAUUACAAGACGUGCGAUGAGGAGGAACCCCAUCCAUACAUCCCACUGCCGGCAUGACCAUUACAAGACUUGUAUCAAGCAGCAUAUCAUGGAGAGGGAAUGUAAGCCCUUGUAUAUACACACACAUAUAAGUGCGAUAGAUAUCGUAAUGUGCUCACUGUAAGUCAAUAUGCAGUGGGAAAAAAGCAAAAAAAUUGCAUGAUGCAAAAAUGCAAUGAUAUUGCCUUGUUCAAGACGGUUCAAGUUUUGGAGUUGAGUGGAUCUAAAGAUUCUUCGGAUGAUAAUGGAUGAUAUUUGAGUAUCCUGACUGAAUGGACAACCUAUUAGGUCUUGGACUGAAUGGAUCAUUUUCAUUUGUCCGAAGGAAGGUCACCAGCUUCUUCAUAUUACUUGCCGUCAGUCGCACGAUUUGAGUCGCUGUCACGUGAUGGAUUGAUUGAUUUAGGAAAGUGCGGGCGUUAGGAGUGAUGUCAGCAGAUCAUGUAGAUGUUGUAUAACUCCUGAUCCCUGUGACAGCUGACUGGAAAUGAUAGACAGGGAUGUUGUGAAGGCAGACUGAACACUGAGGAGAGAACUUUGAGUGGACAGUACACUCAAUCAUUGAGGACUUUGACCUGUGGUCAUAUGGCAUUGAGUGUGGCAUUGAAAGUUCUGAGGAGUUUUUGGGGUCGGCAUUUAUUGUUUGUAAGGCUACGACUUCACUUUGUAGAGUUGAGUUGUUUGAUCAUAUUGCAUUGUGAUUAAGUUCUAUUGCAUCAGCUUGUUGUACUGUUGGCCACAAGCAUUAUGCCUCGGACCCUUGGUUUGCAUGAACUUUGCUGGCAUUUGAAAUACAAGUAAUCAAGUAGCCAAGUAUUGCAUCAGUUGGAAAGUGUAUGUUGACCCCUGGUUUGGUGGUAAGACCAAUCGGAAUGAUGGGUAUUUCAAAGUAGGCAUACUUGUGGCAAGACCCGUUUUACCUGGAAGGGGGUCAGCAUGAGUGAUUUCUGGGCCAUGAAAGUCACAUCUUGACCCUGUUGUGGGUCAUUAGUGUACGACUGUGACUGGCAUUUGAGGUCAUCAGUUGGAAGUGUCAAAAGUACAGUAAUCUAUAUUAGAUUGGCAUUGACAUUGAUAGCCUACACUUUGGACUGGACCUAAUGGCCACCAGCCAACUCAUGUGACCAGAAGCUUCUGCCGACCUAAAUGUUAAUGAGGUUCCUGGAACUCAUUUGCAUAAAGGUAAUUUGAAUAUGAUUGACAGUUGUGUAGGGAUUUCCUGACCUGGUUAGCAGAUUUGAUAACGGUUAUGAAAAUGAUUACCAAACCAGGGAAGAAUUGUUAUUUUCUUGGUAUUGAAUUGUAGUGUGGGUCGGGUCAUAUGUAAUUCACCUUACUAUUCAUGUGACUUGAUUCACCCAGGACGUCUGGUGGUGACCUGUGAUUGGCCAUGUAUUGGUAGUAUCGAUGGUGUACGUCUCAAAUCAUAAGAACAACAUGCCAGUGUCCAUUCAGAAAGAAAGGAGAAAAUAGCAAGUUUGUUGUGAUGAAAAUGUGAUGCAUAUUGAAUGUGACUUGCACCUUGCUAACAUAAAAUCAGUGUACGACGCAGUUCACAAAUGCUUUGAUAUUUUCAUGACAACAACAUUGGCUUAGUGAGGAACACUUUGAACUUAUUGAUUAUUAUCAAUCGUGUAACCAUGGUUACUACCAUGGUUACAGUUCAAUGCAGACAUUGUUAUUAAAACUUGGAAUGUUUAUCUCCGCUCGCUCUCAUCUCGAGGUCAGAUGUCGAGAUGUGAGUUUCAACAUGAAAGAGCAGUGGAUGAUUGUUUUAUGUCAUGUUUACUUGUUGAUGAUAACGUUUAUUGAUUUUAUGUGAAUGAAGUCUGUAUCUUUAUAAGAGUUUAUUAGGUUUGAUAAAACCAUGGUAACCAUGUAAGCUAUUGGUGACCUAACUGGUUAAGUAGUGGUGACGUGUAAACACCAGUCUUUCCCCAUAAGAUAUCACUUGUAGACACAGUGUUUAGACAUGCUCGAGUGUAGACUAGUUCAUGCCUCUGUUGUCUUUCUCUUGAACAUUUUAAUAGAACCCAAGCUUUCUUCAUCAUCUCUCUGAAAGUGCAGGAUGGUCAUUUUAAAAAUUUCACCAAUUUUACAUGUGAAAUUGUGAAAUUCGAUCAACUUUUUUAUGUUGAAAAUAUUUAUGUUCGAAGUUUGCCAUAGCAUUUUGUCUUUGUGUUGAUGAAAGAGUUAAAAAGUGUCAUUUUAGCAAUGUGUGAUUAGUGACUCUUUGUUACCAGGGCUAGCUACUUAGGUCUUUUUGGGAACCUAUGACGUUUGAAGUGAUAGGUUUUUGGGCCUAUGCAACAAACAUGAUGAAUGACAAAUUCUUGUUAGUCUUAUCGUACAUUUAGGAUACUGCACUUGAGUGCAUUGUGAGGAAUGGGUGCACUGUCAAGGAUGGGCCUAAUCAAGUCAAGUGUGUGACGUAAAUUAUGAAUGGGACAUCUGUCCUCAAACUUUGCCCACACAGUUCAUUUCCGCAGAGCAUCUUGUUUGCAUCUGAUUUAUUUGCAUGUAUUUAUUUUAUUUAUUUCAUGAACGUAUGUAACCAUAUGUGAAUGAUUUAUAUCACACGAAAGCCUGUUGAGCAGGUGCAUAGACUGUGAGGGGUGCCCCUUGCUGGUAGCAUUGUGAACUUAAUUGAGACUUUAAAACAUGUUCUUUUUAUAGAUUGUAAAGAUGCAUUUCUGUUUGGGAGCUCGGGUGGGUGAGCUCCAACCUUACUGUGAGCUCGCUUUGACAAUUCAUGUCUAAAUUGGUACUGUAAAGAACAGGUUUUAAAGCAGGGGGUGGGCCGAGCAGUGUAUCACAAGGCAUUGUGUUUUCCUUUCAUCACAAACAUGAUAUCAAAACCUAACCAAUUGAUGAAAUGAACUUAUUGUAACUUGCCAUUUAGCUUGAAGACAUUGGGAUUGCUUAGAGUAAGUCAACAAGUUCAAUUUCCCUCAGUUGAUGGUAGUAUUAGACUGAGGUCGGUAAAAUUUAACGAGAUAAAGUUCAGUUAGUUAAGAUAUUGUUUUCUGCACAAUGCCCUGUGAAGGUCACAUGAACAACACACUGGUUGUGUUAUUGUUUGUAUUUAUAUACUUUAAUAUUAUCUGUUCCCUUGUAGAUAAACUGUAAGGUUUGUUACUGGAGUUUGUAUCUAGAAUCAUUGGUUCAGUAUAAAGAAGGGUAAAUCAUGAUUUAUCAGUGAAGAAUAAAAGAAAAAUACAGAA